Ectocarpus sp. CCAP 1310/34 is the source of this 752-nucleotide messenger RNA. NCBI's taxonomy places the organism in Eukaryota, Phaeophyceae, Ectocarpales, Ectocarpaceae. The record is from the annotation of a GenBank genome assembly.
AUGGCCUCUNACCUUUUCUGGAAACCUCCAUCCGGUUUCUCGCAAUGGACUCCCUCGGCUUUUGACGUACUGGGGGUACGUUAUUCAUGUGGUGAGCAAUUUAUGAUGUCUGAAAAAGCGAAGCUGUUUGGAGAUAUGGCAUCGUAUGACAAAAUUAUGACGGCAACUGAUCCUAAGACAUACAAGUACUUGGGUCGUAAAGUGCGUCCUUUCGACUAUGCUGAAUGGGAGCGUCGUCGUGAAGAGAUCGUGCUUACAGGGUCAUAUGCUAAAUUUGCUCAAAACCCAGCCAUGAAACAACAUUUGAUGGCGACGGGUACCCGUUUCCUUGCAGAAGCUAGCCCCUUCGAUCCUGUUUGGGGUAUCGGCAUGGCUGCAACAUCUCCAGAGGCUAGUGAUUCUUCUAAUUGGCCGAAUAGUGGUCGCAACUUGUUGGGAAAAGUGUUGAUGGAAGUUCGACGCUUGUUGCGUGAUCGGCCAUUGUCUGGCGAAGAUUUCCCUGCCUCUCCUUUCCCCGAGCCCUCCUUUUCGCAGCCGUUGUACCCUGGUCAACAACGCAUCCACGAGGUGGGUUCUCCUGGUGCGGCACCACCUUCAGAGGGCCGGGGUGAAGAUCCUGCUGGCCUUCGUUUGGACGCUCCGGGGGACCAUGCUCCUAGCGUUCACUUGGUGACCGCUACCUCUGUUUGCCCAGACCACCUUCCUCUUCUGGAACACGGACCGGAUUUGGUGGGCGGCACGCUUCUGCUGGA